This is a messenger RNA of Dinoponera quadriceps, 11393 nucleotides long. RefSeq lists its product as uncharacterized. The record is from RefSeq and is a predicted model, not a curated record. The transcript has 13 exons. NCBI's taxonomy places the organism in Eukaryota, Metazoa, Arthropoda, Insecta, Hymenoptera, Formicidae. The coding region runs from base 1360 to 8040 and encodes 2226 amino acids. Gene Ontology annotation, cellular component: endoplasmic reticulum.
AAGUAUAGACUUAAUGAAACGAUUAUCAUGCCCGGCACUUCCAGUUGCGGUCUGGCUACCAGAAGAGAAUUACCACCUCACGAUAAGAAGUGCGUUGUACGCGUUAAAAAAUCGGAAGGAUUCAAAAAUAAUCAUGUUUAUAUAAGCAAAAUAGAAUUGGAGUUAUAUUACAGUGUUAGCCCGCGUUGCUUUAAAAUAGAAAGAAACGUGUAAAAAAAAAAUUUCUAGUUACGAGCUGUGUUUGGCUCGUGGAAAAUAGAGCUUGCAUACGUCGAAGUGCAAAGUAAUAUUACGUGUUUCGUGAAGUGUAUGGUGUCUCGUUUAUAGACAAUAGAAAAUAAACAAACAAAUUGUAUCAACAACGAAUGGAUAACACAUAAGAGUGCCGCAAUAUUAGCAAGUAUGAAUAAAAUACAAAAUAAUUUUAUUUCUUAUUAUCUUAUCGCGUAUGCUAGUGUAAUACUUGUAUCAACGACUUGCGGACAGUUCGCGAAUGAUCGCAACGAUUGAUUGUUUGCUUUGUUGUUCCGUUUCGAUAACUUUUGAAACGCACUUACAUAUAUCAGUUGCUUUUUAUAAAUUCAUUUUCGGGAAUGACAUAUCAGUGCACGAUAGAUGCACGAAAUAUAUGUAAAAUAUAUGUAUGUAAAGGAAUGCCGAUAAACAUUAUAUAAUUAUGACUGCUGGCGCAUUAUGAAGGCGGUUAUCAUUUAUCAACGCUCUCGUAUCCUGCACUUAGUCCAAGGAAAUGACACGUGUCAGGUAUAACGUUCCGAACUUCAUACGAAUCAUCGGACGGCGUAAAUGUAAUUAAUAACUGUCACACACAAGGACGACGAGAGGACCGAGUGAUCCCGCCGUCUCAAAUUAUAAAUUAUGGAGGAUUUCGCCGGAUAUGGAAAAAUCGCGAAAUGACGCGUGGAAUAUAAAGAAAGAAGAGGAAACGGGGAGGAACGAGUCGUAAACCACCGAGUUUUCGGUAAAUCGGAAACGAUCAAAACGAGAUAAUAACGAGAUAACCCCCCGUUCUUGCAAGUGCAAAUAAAUGCAGGACCGUAUCGCCGAUCAAUGGUAUACGCCGAACGUGCCGCUGCAAACUGCCGCGCCGUUAUGCGAGCCGAAGUUGCGGCCAAUACGACAACGACGACGACAAAGGCAACCGUAACCGGAGAUUGAUCGAGUGCACUUUACGGCGCGCGUUCGCUAUCGCGCUCGUCGCGGCCAAGUUCGUCGCCGGUGCAGCAACCGGUGCGAUGCGGGAAACCUGAGACUCGAUCGUUCGCGCAGACGGCGAUCACGGCGGUAUCGUUGUAUCGAAGAAACUGAGAAAGAGAGAGAGAGAGAGCAAGGAUUACAAUAAUGAUGAGCUGCAACGUGAUGCCACUGAAGAAGUACGCGGAAAUCAGUUACCGCGUGAAAUGCGUCACGGUGGAGAACGAGCGCGUCUUCGGCGACGUCUACGUCACCCAGCAGACGCGGGAGCUAGUUCACGAUCCGAAUCCCGACUAUGCGCAGAUCCCACCGAUGAUGUACAGGAAACGGCGGCGCAAUCUGAUACACCAGACGCUGGAUGGCCCGGAUUUCAUGCUGCUGAACAGCAGACGUCUAAGCGGAAGCGCCAACCGCACGGCCGCGAGCUCGCGUUGGCAAAGGCGCUGCAAGUCGAUGGGGGAUGCGCCGAGCGAGAUCGCGUUUAAUUAUGAGAAUGCCGGCAAGCACGACACGGCUGUCAGGAGGCCCAAGGUGUAUCCGCCACCUCUGCGCUGCUCGCCGCCGCGGGAAGAAAUCGCGAUUACCUCGCUGGUGGAUCAGCUACUGUUGGACAUUUAUGGCAUUCCGAUGGGCGACAGAGGACGUUCGGAAAGCGAUUCAACGGCUUCGUCCUUGAAACCACGCCCGCAACAUCAAUAUCUGCAGAAAGCCCGUCUGCUAUUGAAAAGAGAGGACGAACUGCAGAUCUUGCUGGUGACACUGCGCGACCACAUCGUUCACACAGGCGGCCUGCUUAUUCGCCAGCUGCGCCGAAAGGAUUAUCUCACUGCCAAACGUGAUAAACAGUGCGAUAUCAUUACGGCCUAUCUGCAAGCGCUCAGCGCCAAGCGAUUCGAAGACACGAAAAUGAGGUUCAGUCUGACUCCACAGCCGGGGGAGAGUGGUUUCAUACAAUGGCUAGACGCGAUGAAGAUGGUCGCCAGGUUGCAAGGAGGGAUACCGCCAGAAUUCCGGAAAAGAUUGUGGCUGACGCUGGCGGAACGUCAUCUGGAACAACGAGGCGUAGAUUGGAAGCAGGCCGAGAAGGUCUGUUUCAACGAGUGGAGUAAUCCCGACGACGAAGAGCUCGGCAUACAAAUCGUGAAAGAUCUGCACAGGACAGGCUGCAGCCUGUUCUGCGGGGCUGCCGGCCGCGACAAUCAGGCGGUGCUCCGUCGGGUCCUGCUCGGCUUCGCCCGAUGGAACAAGUCCGUCGGCUAUUGCCAAGGCCUCAACGUCCUGGCCGCCUUGGUGUUGCAAGUGAUGGACCGUGCGGAGUCCUCGGCCGUGAAGGUGAUGAUAUACUUGAUAGAAGGCGUCCUGCCGGAGGGCUACUUCGCCGAUAAUCUCCGCGGCCUGUCCGUGGACAUGGCGGUGUUUCGGGAUCUCUUGCGCUCGAGGCUACCGAAGUUGUCCAAGCAUCUCGAGGCGCUGCAGAGCGACGCGAAGGACAAAGCGACGGGCAGCAGCUAUGAGCCGCCGCUCACGAAUGUGUUCACUAUGCAAUGGUUCCUCACGCUCUUCUGCCACUGCUUACCGCAGGAAGCGGUGCUUCGUGUCUGGGAUCUGAUAUUUCUCGAAGGUGAUGAAGUACUCCUUAGAACGGCGCUCGCUAUCUGGGAAGGCCUCUCCGAUCGCAUAAUGACCGUGACGUCAGCGGACGAGUUCUACAGCAUAAUGGGAGUACUUACGCGAGAGAUGCUUGAAUUCACCGACACGAACAAUCUCAUAAAGAACAUCGUCAGCAUGGGACCUUUGCACGGUGUGACAAGUUUGAGGGAAAAGCAUCGAUACAAUAUCACACCGUGGGCGCGCAAGCUGAGUGACGACGAUGACAGCGAAACGGAAGAAGAUGAGAGGCUGGCUGUGGCGGCUGCCAUGUUCAACAUGGCCCAGCGUAUAAAGAAAGAUCGUCUACCUGCGACAAUAGGAGCGUUACAAGCGAUGGCGCCCAGCAGCGAUCGGGAACGCCUUGCCCUAGAUAUUAGCACGCUGAAGCAGCAAUAUGCAAAACUGCGAGAGCGGCAGCGGCAAGCGCACAUAAUACUUUCUGCCGCGUGCGCGAGACAGACCAUGGUACCUCCGCCCACUUCCACGGCCAUGAAUCAUCUGUUAGUGGGCAAAAAUGCCCUCGUAAGUGGAAAGAAUCGGCCAUUGAGUCUGCCGUCUGCCACUGCCACGUCGAAGUUACGACCGGCGGCCCUUCACAGCCCGAGAAGUCAAAGCCGCAGGGAGAGACAAGGUGUCACGCUUCACUGGAAAGACACGAAGAGGCCGAAACAAAGAGCCGGCGACGCUGGCGAUGCGGAGGCCUUCAGCAGCGCGUUUUUACAAUCACCUCCUGAAACGUCCUCGGUGACGUCACCCAGCCGAGGUGCCGUCGAUAGCGACAGUGACAGCACGUCGACGGAGCUGUGCGACGAGCCGGACCGCCUGAGUGACGUCGAUAGCGAGGAGCUUACGUCAGCAUCCGAGUCUUACGUCAUGGAUGACGAGAGGCAUUCUCGUGUUGAGAGUUCGUCGACCUCGGGCAGCACACCUGUACGCUCAUAUGCGAAGGGCGAGCCGACCGCAACGACGAUAACGACGACGACAACGACGACGACGACGACGACAACGAUCGAGGAACCACGGAUAGAGCCGGUUCUCGGGAUCGAACGCAGCGACGAAUCCCUAACUGAAAUCUCAAUCGCCAAGAUCACCGAUCAAAUACGAAGGCUCUCAGCGGAAGAUGACAAUAAUACGACGGUUCCUCAGAUAUUGAGCGCACGCGACAACGACGAGCUGUCAGUGGGCGAUUUCUCGGUUCAGACAUCACAGCCGAAGGAAACUGAAUCGAAGUCACGGGAUUCUAUUGACUAUACGUUCGGCGAGGACAAGACGAGAUCGUCGUCGAAGACUGUCGCUAGUUACGAUUACUUAAGCCUUAAUUCUAAUCUCGUCGAGGAGAAGACGGACGACAGUCUGACGCGCCGAACGGAUCUUUUGAAGCACCUGGAAGAGAAAGAAAAAGCCGUUCGGGCUAACAGCGAAGACGGCACGAGCCUUAAGACGAUUAUCAUGGAAAGUACCACGAGCAUAUUACUGGAUAGUUCUAAAGUAUUGGAACAACCGAGCAUCUCUUUAGAUAGGAAUUACGAUAAAUUCAUCACGAACUUAGACGUGGACGACAAGACCUCGGAAUCCCCUUCAAGAUUCUCUAACAAGGUUUAUCUAACUUUAAAGAGCGAUUUUGACUCGAGCGAUAUCACGAAGAGCGAGGACAUUGCGAGCAGUAGAGCCUUAGAUGUCACAGCGGAACGGCCGUUUUACACCCAGAGAUACGUCGUAGGCCACCUACCGAUCUCCCCGAUAACGAUCGAUAGCAAACUGACGAAAAUAUCGCACGACGUGCAUAACGUCGCGUUAAACCCAGAAGAUCCAACGAGUUCCGAAGCGAUUUCAAAGAGAGACACCUUUAUUGGCGACAAGCAGCCGACAAUACAGACAAAAUCGUACUCCGACCUGAAGAAGAGCCCGAAGUCUCCGGAGAGCACCAAGUCCUUCAGCUCCGGAGAGACCAUGGGUCCCGACUCGAAGCCCUCCAGCCUGACGGCGAGCCCGAAAACGCCGGUGAGAUCGAACUCGCGCGACUUCGUGAUAGACAAGUCGUCGGUCUGCUCGUCGAUCAGCUCGGACUCCAAGACUUUGAUCCUUCAUUCCGUGGGCUCGGAUCUCGUGCACGACAGCCCACGGCCGAUCGUGAAGAAGACGUCCUAUGAAAAGUCGAGUCCGUCGACUCCGAUCAGUACGGAUUCCUUGAAAAACAAGUCGGACGCCAGCCCGAAGUUGGUGAUCAGCAGUUCCAGCGACUCGUGUAGCCCGAGCAAAGUCAAGUCUUCCGAGAAGUCGUUCAGUUCGGAUCUGCAGUCGCCUGUGAGUGCCAACUCCAUAAGGUACACCACGAGCUACAGUAAACGCGGCCAAGAUAACGUGUCUUCGGACUCGCCGGCCGACCCGAGCACCUCGCCAUUCUACCCCAUCGCGAAUCCUAAUCAAAAGACACCGUCGCCGUACGGCAUGGGCAAACGAAGAUGCAGCGUGGAUAGCGCUGACACGUCGCCCGAUUUGAGAUCGAUCAGCUCAAAGGACUCGACCAAAUUGUCGGGCUAUCAGUCGAAACUGGAUCCCACCGCGAAACCGAUCGAGAUGGCUAAGGAAAGCGUGGUCAGCGAUGUAGUUUGCGAGAGGAGCGAUCUGUUCGUUAGACCGCAAUUCGGUCUGAGCUCAGAGCCGAGCGCACACGCUGAACUAAGUUACACAGCGAGGGAGAAGAGUAGAACCGAGCCGGGCCCUUACGAAUCGAUCGGCGGCGGCGAGUCGUAUCACAAGUGCGGAGACUUCGCAGACGACAAUGCGGACGAUCCACUAUCUGAGAAGGACGUGGUGCCUCAAUUACCGCAUGAAAAGCUUGACAAGCACUAUCUGAAUUACAAUUACAGACGCAGAGAUCGGUCGAGGUUGACCGAGAGGAGUUCCAGCAGUUUAGAAAGCAGAUUCACGGAUCUGAAGUCGUCCACCUCUGCCGACGAAUUCAACACGACCAUGGCAAAGAAGCGAUCCAGCGACAUCCUAGAGGAUAUGAAGCAUUUGGAAGCGAAGGCCUUCAGCGACGGAUCGCCCGAUACGAAUAUGUUGUCGAAGAAGACAAGUGACAUCUGGGAAGACAUGAAGAAUCUGGAAGCGAGACGGCAAGACACCUUCAGCAAUUCAGCGAGCGGUUUUUCGAAACGGCGACUGGAGAUACCGGAUAUCAAUAUAACGAGCGAAGGCAGGAAGUCUUACGUGGUGCAUCCGAGAAUUAACAUCGACGAAAACAGCGACAGUAUAUUGAAGAGUAUAACAUGCAACAAGGACAACGGCGACUCAGAUGACGGCAGGGAAUCAAAGGUGGGCGUGUGGACGAAGGUAAAGCCGCGGAAGAAAGGCGACAACGGGCGCAGAAGUAGCGACAGGGCGUUGAAGAUUAUUCAGGAAAAUUCAGCCAUACUGCACAAGAUUCUAGCUUGCCAAGCGAAGAAACGUCUGCCGGACCUCGAGGAGAUAUCGAAGGAGAUCACCAUCAGUCCGAUAAACGAGGAGAUCUCCAAGAUAUUCAGCCCGAUCCUCGAGAAGAUGGGUUUGAACGAGCACGAGAUCAACGAGGAGCUGGCCAGAAUCAAUUUCAAGGACUUCGAUAGCAUGAGCGCGACCAGCGUGUCGGAGUUCGACGCUAAGAUCAACGACGAGCUGUCGAAGCUCUCCCUCAUCGACGACAUGGAGCAAAUCGAUCACCUCGACGUGGACGAGGUCUACCUGGACACUCGGGAGGCGCUUAUAGAUCACAAGAUAAACGAGGAGUUCUCCAAAUUGCUGGCCAACUACGAAGAAGAGUCGCCGCCGAGUAUGAUCAACCUGGAGAAAGGCUCAUCCAGCCAGAACAUGAGCGAGAUGGAGGGCCUCGAUCUCACCAGCAUCUCGACGAACGUGUUCUCCUACCAAUCCUCCAACGACUCGAUCGAAACUAGAAGCGACUUGGAAUCCGCGCACGAUACGGCCGCGAUUCAGCCCGAGAGGUUUCCAUACUCGACGUCGAAGGCGACGUACGAGCAUGAUAUGUCGCCCAAGAGCGACAUAGAUAUCUAUAGGGAACUGGAGAAGCUCGACAAGAUCUCAUCCGUGCAUAUUUUGCCGGAAAGCCCCCUGAAAAUACCACCGAAGCGACUGUCCCCGAUCAUGUACGACGCCGCGCCUUACCCGGAAGUACCGGCCACAACGAGAUACGCGGUAUCCAAAACAAGCCCGUUCGAUACGUCGCCGUUGAAGAGCACUUACGAGCCUUACAAAAGCUUCGAGUUUGCGAGUAGGAUAUCGCCACGGGAGAAUCCCUACACCGCUUACGAAAAGCCGGGCGACGCUGAACUCGAGUAUACCGAUCCCAAGCCGAAGAUUUCCCUCGACACAUACGACCUACACCCGAAGAUACCGAUAUUGUCGAAGGAAUCGUUGGAGUUUCGUGUGAGGUACGAUGAUGAGAAGCCGAGGCAGAGUAGUGGCGAGUACACGACGACUGUCCAGGACGGCAGAUCGACGGUCUCCCUGAACACGACGACCUCGUAUUACGGUAAGGAUAACAACAAGGCGGUCACGCCGACGAAGUACGGUAGCAAAGAGGAAAAACGACUGGACAUCGGCGAGUAUUCCAGCGAGUACAAGUCGGACAGAUCGGAUCUGCUGCGUCACAAGUAUGGCACCUUGUCCCCGAAGGAAUACUCUCACGUUCGAAGCACGGAUUACGACAAACCUUCGUGUGCGUUACCGAACGUGAUGAUGGAAUCGGAGCCGGAUAUCGGUUCGUAUCUACCGACGAGGCACCGCGACUACAACGCGUUGUCGUCCAAUCGUCAAUACCGAGAUCAGUAUUUCCCACCCAGCCCGAACCACUACACCUCGAAACUCUCCCCGGAUCUGACGGAAGAGGUGAAGAGGCCUGCGGUCUUGCGUUCGGAAUCACCGAGUAAAAUCGUCGCCGGCAAGUACACGGAUCUGGCCAGCAAGGGAUCGAACUGUUACAAGAAGUCAACGUUGAGUCUCGGCAGCAUAGAAAACGCGGAGAAGAGCGACGAGAACGCCGACAGCAGUCCGAGCCCGAAGGCGCACUUCAGUCCUUUCCCCGUUAGAAAUAACUCUAGAAAGCCUAAAGAAUUGACGCUGAAGUUGGGCCUCUAUUCGCCGAAGAGUUCCGAGUACGGGCAACUGAAGAAGUCAUAGUGCUCAGUGACUCGUCGAGACGGCCGAGCUCCCAAUUUACUUCACGGAAAUUCGCGCGCGAGUCGCAUCGCCGUUGCGAAAGGGGACAUUCGUAUUCGUUAGUCAAUCGUUUCGAUAGAUCCUUACACUUUAAGCGAAAGGGAGCGUCGUACACCGCGACGAUGCGCGUUUCGGUGCGAGUCGAUUUUCCGAAUUUUAACAAAGUGGGCCUAAAUCGUCGCCUAAUCAUUCCUAGAUCGUGAUUCUCUCGAUACUGUUAGACAAAUUAGGUGACGUAAGCUUAAUUAAGUAGUAACGUAGAUUUAAGACGACGAUUAAAUGAAAUAGAGUUGUGAAAGUUUCUUUAUCUUCUCAGUGCUCGGUCGCGCGAAUAGUUACAGAUUACUACGAAUGAUUUGCUUCUUCUUUUCUUCUUCGCCAAAUGGCAUGCGAGUUGGACUCUUUUCGGCGGAGAUCUAAUGCUACGUAUAAAUAAAUAAUGCAAAAAAAAAAGAAAACGAAUAUACAGAUUGCAUCGCGUAAUGUAAUCGCGAUAAGUGCGAAAUAAUAUAUCUCCAUGAAUGCAAUUAAAUUUGGGAAUAUUGCUGAAAUAAUACGUCGUGCGUUGUUGACACGAUUACGAAAUGGCAAAUCCCGGGCAAAGCAGAUUAAUGAUAAAUCCAAUUUCCACAUCCGGUCGCAUGUAUACCCGCUUUCUCUCACCUUUAUUUCAUCACUAAAGGACAACUCUGCGCACUUCACUGAUAUUCGAGUAUUCGCGUUCAUUCAGAGUGACGUUUAAACGAAGUUCGAGAAACUUCGCGCACACUUUACUCUAAUGUUCUUAUAACACUUGAAACUGUCGCAUAAAUAUAAUUGCUAAAUUUACGAUGAAAUGCCUUCGAAUCCCUCCAGUUGUCAACUAUGCCAAAACUUUUCCUACUUGAGACGACUUCCAAACCUAUUGCGAUACCUGUCAUAAACUAACGCUUAACUAAGAGUAUCUUAUGCAACGCCCUUCUCGCAUCCUCUUAAUUGUGCCAUACUACAGCAGAGUAUUGCGAGGCGAUACAUUGGAAAUGAACGAAACUUCGCGACGAGCACCUGUGGUAUGACAGAAUUCUCCCGAGCGAUAUAAGCGAUAUAAGCGAUAUAAGAGAGAGAGAGAGAGAGAGAGAGACACGAUGUAAAUUGAUAAAAAUUGUCAGGAUGGAGCUUAAUUUUUUGAUAUAUGUUUGCGCAAAACUGAUCGUACGAAUAUACUUCUAAGCGAAUUGUGCACUACAAAUUAGAUGGUAAAGGGAAGGCGUAAAUUGUAUAUAUAUAUAAUCCUCCAUCUAUAUUGUAUUACAUGUUACAAAGCAACUUUAAGGGGUCCUUCAGAAUCUUUUUAUAUAAAAUAAAAGUAGUAUUUUUAGAGAUGUUUCUAAUAAGAAGUAUACAUACACUAUAUUGCAGUAUUGAGAGCCGGCUUGCUUAAAUGGGCAGCAGCUUAAGUGCGAAUAGAAACAAGCCUGUUGCUACAAUUUCGAGUCCUUGCUCACACGAACGGCUUCAAUUCAAGAUCACGAGACGAGGUAAAUCGCGCAUUAAGGGGACACGCAUGGGACAUUUUUCUAUUUUAUCGUAGCGAUUCGAAUGUUUCGCUGUCAUCGAGAUAUUUAACCGAUCGGUUUACAGCGUGCUUGAAAAAGUUAAGGGAACGCUUCAGUAACUCGCUUGUACAGUGUGCGGAAAGAUCGCUGUAUAGUUCAUUCCUCAUCACCUCAUAAUUUUUCACAUCGAUGUACUAAGAACCCGACGCAGUUUUACGGUUAGCCUACUAAAAUAUUUCCAAAGAUCAUUUGGAGAAUAUUUGCCCAAUCAUCUGUGAUAGAAUUUAGAGAACGAAAACACACGCGUGUUAUGACUUGAGAACGCUGUAAUACGACUCAAGCUAUUGAUUAUUUCACGCAUUGUUUCACCGACAUAUAUAAUUUAACGACAAAUUAAUUUCAAACAUUGAUUUCUUUCAUAUUGUAUCUGAAAAUGAGAGAUGUAAUAAUGUUCUAAGAUUUCAAUUAAAAUCUCCACCAACGAUUAUGCAUACUUAUAUAUGCUAUAAUUAUACGCGUAUUUUUAAAAUCGGAAAUUAUUAUUAUUAUUAUCCGAGAAAUCGUGUAAUCUCGGAAUUCACAAUGUAGUUGUUGAAUAAUUUUCCAGGAAGAUACGUCAUCCUACCGAAGAAAAAUUCAGCUCACUUUCCGCUCAACAUUCUCCCUCACAUCCAUUUUACCUGAUGACAACAUUACACUUGUCAAUUGCAAGCGUGCGACAUAUUAUUGUGUAAGGAACUAUCGAUAAAGAAAGCAAACUUCCAGCGUAUGCAUAUGACAAAAUUUGCCGAAAUUUUUUCUCACCCGACGGAGUUGAAACGGAGUUUCUCUUGCGUGAUAAUAUCUUGCCUGAUUUAUUAACGAAUACCACUGCACACGCGCAGGUGGCACCUGGUAAAUAUAUUUUUACGCGCACGUUAUAUUACCCUCUUCAGAACGCAUCACACACACCUUGGGACUUGAGCGCACAGAGAGAAUACGGUAUCAAUUUUGUUCCGUUUGUCGCAUUGAAUUCAGGAAAUACGGUUGCAUUCAGGAAAUCCGAAAGUAGUUUCAGAUGCCUGUGAAAUCCAGAAAGUAUUCGCGAAGAUGCUGAAACGGGGCGACUAAGCGUUUAAAUACAAAAAUAUAGCCUGUACGAUAAAUAAGAAAAUAGUUAAUUGCUAUAUCGGAUAAAUUAUAGUAGAUAAAACCGCAUCGUUGCGCACUGUUGCUAAUGUUACACGAGUUGUUGGUGUCGCGUUCCGCGCUCCUUCAUCAUCAUCCCGCGUCCGAGGAGAUUAGGUUCACUUUGUUAAACGCUUAACCUGGGGGAAUAAAACUGCUCGAGACAAUAUAUGUGUGUGUAUGCACUCUCUCGGUUCAGUUUCACGACGUUACUCAAGUUUCUCAGACGGGGGCAUUUUUUCGAUACUUCUCGAACGACGCCGUUAUACGUUGCAAUCUAGACAAAUGAAUAGCGUUUUUCUACCGGAUCGAGACGGCGGGAUCGAUCGAUCAGAACUCAAGGCAAGACGAUGCGCAUAACUCGGACGGAGAUAUCUAGCUAGUGGCGAGCGAGCGAAACGCAAAUACUAUCGAUGGGCCCUCAUUCAGAUGGAAAAAGUGGUAUAUUUAAAGAUUAAGAGCGUGUACGAAAUUGUUACGUGACGUUUUGCGAAAGAUUAUUGUAUAUACGUGACGAAUACGAGUCGUGCCAGAUAUAAGACUGUAUAUUUGAAACGCAUAUAGAAUGGUAAGUCGUUAUGGAUAAAGAAACUGAAUAAAAUAUAUUGAGAA